Molecule: messenger RNA, 2692 nt
Organism: Sitodiplosis mosellana (orange wheat blossom midge)
Lineage: Eukaryota; Metazoa; Arthropoda; Insecta; Diptera; Cecidomyiidae
Product: bromodomain-containing protein DDB_G0280777-like
Exons: 4
Source: RefSeq, a predicted model, not a curated record
AAAAAAGGCAACAAAAACUAAAAGCGUUGAAGCCAACUAUGUCUUCUUCGCAAACCAAUGCAACAACAGCAGCAACAGCAGUAAAUCAUCAUCAUCGAAAUAACAAAGCCAAUGCAAAAGUCGUACAGAGAACGACUAGCGAAAGUCUCCGGUUAUCAAUGAAUAGCAAUUGUAUUGAUGGUAAUGUGCUGGCAAAUGGAAACACAAAUUUCAGUAGUGGAUUGACUGCAAACAGUGUCGGAUCAACAACUAUUUCGAAUAAUUUACAAAAUAAUACACAGCAAACAUUUGUGCCACCUACGGCAACCCUGCUGAUGACAAAUAAUGGAAAGUUUCAAACAAAUUCCACCACAACUUCGGCCUUCGUAACUUUGCCCGACAUCAAUAUGGAUAUGAAACCGAAAACAUCAUCCUAUCAAAUCACAUCGAUUACCGUGGGCACCAGAACCAGUGCUGAUGAAGAUUCAGCGGACGAUUUAGACGAAUCUCAUACCACAGACGAAAAUAGCCGUGUCACCGACAUGGAAAACGAAACGCCUAGCUAUUCCGAAGACUCGAACAUGUAUUCGAAGGACGACGUAUUUGCGACGGCAUAUGCGCACGGUAUACCCAUUAUGCAGAACAAUAUGUCAGCUGAUCUAACGAAUUGUGUGAAUAGCAAUCAAGUUGGCAAGAAAUUGCCGGACGUUCGUGUUAAUUGUGUUACGACAGCGGUUGAUAAAAACAAAGGUGUCGAAAUUAAAGGCAGUGAACGAUUUAAGGUGGUCAAAAUCGAAAGUAUUGAACCGUUCAAACGUGGACGGUGGACGUGCAUGGACUAUUUGGAUCAAUCGGCGAAGCAAGUGCAAAUGAAUUUCGGCGGUAAUGGUAAAACGGUUGCAACAAACGAUAGCGGUGUUGUGUUGACAGAGAAUUUUAACGAUACAACGAUGACGACGAAACAAAAGAAACAGGCCAAAACGGUUCAAACGGAAAUGUUGCCGAAUCAAAACCAAAAUGCGGCCGUACAAGCGGCUCAUUUGAUUUCUGGUCAAAGUGCACCGGCCAUGGCCAAUGAAAACACAUCGCCGGGCCAGACGUUGCAACAACCGUUGCAAAAUAGUUUCGCGAAUGUGGUGAACAAUCAGAAUAUGCAGUCGGCGGCUGUGUUACAGUCGAACACUGUUCAAGAGGUUCACCAGCAGCAACAGCAACAACAGCAAUUGCAGCAGCAGCAACAACAACAGCCACAACAACAACAACAGCAGCAACAGCCACAGCAACAUCAAACACAACCCGUGGCCGCGUUUCAUCAUCCAGUCGGAACACAUAAUGUGCAACAAGGCCAAAGCCUACCGCCCCAAAUUAUGUCACAUGUUAUACCUCAAAUGCAACAGAAUCAUCAAAUUCAAGCCACACCGAACGCGGUCCAACAACAUCAAAUGGCCGUUUCGCAUGGACAAUUACCAAACUUCCAGCCCCAACAACAACAACAACCGCAACAACAACCGCAACAAUAUUCGAAUACGUCAAUGGGCGGCAGUCAAAGUGCACACAACACACAAACAAUUCCAAUGCAACAAAUCCACGAAAUUCAUCAAUACCAACAACAAUACCAGAACAAUCUCCAAAAUCAACAAGCUGCCCAGCAAUACUACAACCAAAUCGCCACAGAUAACUCAAACAAUGUGUACCAAAAGCCACAAAUGCAGCAACAACAACAGCAACCACAAUAUCAGGCGCAAAUGCAGCAAUUCUCUGGUCAAUACCAACAGCAAAUGCCAACCAAUCAGCAGCAAUUUCAAGCGCAAACGGCCAUGCCAACGCAACAACAAAUGCAAAUGCAAUCGCAGCAACAGCCACAAGUGAGCUAUCCACACGGUCAAACGUUGCCAGCAAAUGCAUUGCAGGGCAUUGUGACGACUGGAACUCAUAUGGCUGGUCUUCCCAUAGCAUCACAAAUACCCCCGACAAUGGUGAAUGUGUCGCACCAACAAGCCAUGAGCAUGGGACAUUUACCAAACAAUAUCGAACUGAACAUGAACAUGCCGUCGGGAAUGAAUCCAAUGGCUGUCAAUCAUUCAGGAUAUAUUCCGCAGCAGCAAGUUCCACAUUCACAACAAGCCCAAAUGCAUUCACAACCGACAUCAGUCGUGAGCAGCUCAAUGCAUAUUCAGCCACAAAAUCAAAAUUAUGCAAACCAAAAUCAAACGAUAGCCAGUAAUGUUGCUGCCGUGCCAUAUUCGAUAGGAAUUCAAGCAACACAUGAUGCGAAUGUCAUGCAACAGGCGACCAGUCAAAUGAACAAUGUGAAUCAAUCGAAUGUGAAUCUUCAGCCGAAUUAUGUGAACUCAGCGAUACCAACACAACCGACACAGUCCUCGGCAAUGAUUCAGCAAACGCAACCCGUUCUAGUGCAUCCAAUUCAAGCAACAGCUCAGCAAACUGUUGUGACUAAUCCGAACCGAAAUAAUGUGAUAAGCAGUGAAACAGGAAACGCUGCACAAAAUAUAAGUAACGUGAUUACAUCGUCUUCUUCGAAUAUUGCGCCAAACGUAGGCAACACGAACAACGUGAAUGCGAGUGUAACAAAUGCUAAUGUGAACAACACGAUCAAUGACCCAGACACGGUUUCUGUUGAUGGACCAACAAAAAUGCCAGUAGUCAACGCAACUGCCACCGAUGACGGGCAAUCGGUCGACGAGAGUGAAAG